This is a messenger RNA of Erpetoichthys calabaricus (reedfish), 3354 nucleotides long. It is a transcript of the gene slc39a4, whose product is annotated as solute carrier family 39 member 4. Lineage: Eukaryota; Metazoa; Chordata; Cladistia; Polypteriformes; Polypteridae. The coding region runs from base 510 to 2420 and encodes 636 amino acids. Gene Ontology annotation, cellular component: membrane. Gene Ontology annotation, biological process: intracellular zinc ion homeostasis; zinc ion import across plasma membrane. The transcript has 12 exons. Gene Ontology annotation, molecular function: zinc ion transmembrane transporter activity. The record is from RefSeq and is a predicted model, not a curated record.
CAUGAAAAGAAUGAAAAUGUCAGAGGAGGUGUUGGUUUGCCAUUUAAUCCUACACAAGUUGAGCUCCCAUUGUUACUUAGCUUCCCAUAAGGAAGCCAGGGGGAGUUUCUCUCAAGGGAGGGCAGUGUGUGUUGAUUUUACAUCAAAAAGGGAAUGAAAGUGUCGGAGGAGGUUCUGUUCGUCACUUGGAGUAACAAUCCUGGAGUUCACAGUCACAAUCUGCAUAAGGGCUGCUAAGCUUCUUCAUCGAAUGGGGAAGAGGCAGACACUUCUCUUGGGCCAAUCAAAAGCUAGAGUCUGUUCAAGAUUAGAUUUACAGCAGUCUUAGCAUAGCACGCCAAAAGCCACCAGAUUCUUCCUUGGCUCAGAAGACCUACAGAGAUCAGCAGUCCUACAUCCAGGCUGUCUGGUUUUAACAUUGGUGUGUUUUCCUGCUUCAUCCAAUAUGCACCUUUUCAGCUUUUUGUGGCAAAUUGUCUUCCUUUGCCAAGGGUUUAUGUUUUGCCACAAUGAGAUCAUUUCCAAAGAAGAGAUUUUCAAAACGUGCUGAGCCUGUUGUCCUACAGAAGAAAGACUUUCUGAGCCAUGAUGCCAUGAACGCCUUUUUAAGCAUCUUGGAGAAACGUGUGCACUGCUUUGGAGUGUCGUGUGGAAAGUGUCUUACAUUUGAUGAUUUCACUCAGCUUACGAGGCACAACUUAUCAGAAGCAAGCAGAAUCGAGUCAGAAGACUUCUUCAAUCUCACCGCGGGUCUGGUGUUUUACCUGAGCAACCCUUCUCAAGCGUGUCUUGCUAUAAAGAAUAAAGAGUGGAACUAUGAAACAACAGCUUUUGUGCAAAGUCUGGUGGGAGAAGACAGUCUGGAAGACCACUUCAUUCUGCCCCCAAAUAAACUGGAGGACCUGCUGCUUGCAAUAGAAAAGAAUUACCUACCAGUGGACACAGAUAAGUCCUGCGUUAGUGCAGCUGACCUCCAUGAUGAAAGCUUAUCAUCUUCCGGCAGCACAUCAACAGACAUUCUUCGGCUUUUUGGGAAUAUCAUUUUCUUUGUUCUCAGAGGAGACUGCAUCCAUGUACACAAGCUGCCAGGACCCGUUUAUUUUCUGGACUAUAUUUUUGAUCACUAUAAAAAUGAAUCUGAAAACAUGACUUUGACAGGUCUUUCUGAACUUAUGUCUGACUUGAAGCUGGGCGCUGAGACUCAAAGGGAAGAUGGACAUGCAGAUGAUCAUGAUGGUCAUGAAACCAACAGGGCUCUUCACAAUGGAAGCUGGGAUGCGAAAUGUUUCAAUCCAGAGGAGAUCUUGAUGAUUUACAAUAUUGACAACAGCACGGGAGUGUCAAGAUCACAGUUUGCACAUCUAAGCCCAGCACUUAUACAGCAAAUACUGAGCAAGUCGUGUGAACUUCUGACGAGCUCUCAACAAGACCCUGGACUGGUGACAUCCUGGGAAACAUAUGUGUACGCGUCAAUCGCAAACUUGAUCAUAUGUCUCUGUGCCCUCUUUGGCAUCAUGGUCCUGACUUGCAGUUCAUGCAGUACCGUCUAUCAGUACCUGAUCCAGUUCUGCAUCAGCCUGGCCGUAGGCUCUCUCACGGGAGAUGCCAUCUUACACCUCAUUCCUCAGUUUCUUGGUGUCCAUGGAGAGCACUCUGGAGAAGAGGAAGGCAAUCAAGAUGAACACAGCAAAGAAUACAUCUGGAAGCUUUUGGUGGUGCUUGUUGGAAUUUAUUUAUUUUUUGUAAUGGAAACAUUGUUCUCCAUCAUCAUUCGUCCUCAUCAACAUUCUGAGGGUGAAAAUAAUACCAACCACUGUGACCAUGGAACUGUGCUUCAGAAUUAUCACAAUGAAAAAAAGAGUAAAUCGUCGUCUUCUACCUCACAGGCCGAUCUGAUGGAGAAAGAUGAUCUGGAAAGCAACCAGCAGACUUGUAAUACUAAAACCCGAGAGCAACAGCUCCUCCCGUACAUGAUCACGAUAGGGGAUGGCAUCCACAACUUUGCAGACGGCCUUGCAUUGGGUGCGGCGUUCUCACUGUCAUGGAAAUCAGGCCUUGCUACGUCUCUGGCAGUGCUUUGUCAUGAGCUUCCUCAUGAGUUAGGUGACUUUGCUGUUCUGAUGCAUUGUGGUUUGACUGUGAAGAGAGCCAUCCUGCUGAAUUUUGGGAGUGCCCUGACUUCAUUUAUUGGACUGUAUAUAGCGCUUUCAGUAUCCGUGAACCAGGCAGCACAGGAGUGGAUUUUCACCAUCACGACUGGCCUCUUUCUUUACGUUGCUCUCGCUGACAUGCUGCCGUCUAUGAUGCACAAGGACCACAAGAGACCCUGGCUUUUAUUAUUCUUGCACAACUGUGGCUUAUGGACUGGAUGGGGAAUUCUUCUACUGCUUUCAGUCUUUGAGGAAAAUAUCACUGUCUAGAUCUUUAAGGAAUAGGGGAAUGUGAAGUGCAAUUACUCAGCAUAGACUAAUCAGAUUUAGGAUAGUUUAUGCAUUAUACUCGCACAAUGGUGCAAAGUUACAUACAAUUAUUUUUAUAAUCUGGCAUGAAAACAGUUCUUCUUGUGGAAUACUCUGCAGGCAGUGUGGCAAAGUGAUUAAGGCUUUGGACUGCAAACCCUGAGCUUGUGGGUUCAAAUUCCACUGGUGACACUGUGACCACGAGCCAGUCACUUCACCUGCCUGUGCUGCAAUUGGAGGAACAAAUGAAAUGCAACCAAUUGAAUCUUAAAUGUUGUUAGUGGCCUUGGAUAAAGAUGUCAGCCAAAUAACAAUCAGUAAUACUCAGUGCUGCAGAGGAGAACAGCAGCGGAUACUCGUCUGUGUGCUGCUGUCAAAUGUGUGCUGCAAAAAGGAAUUCUUUAUGAUAUUUAAUGUCAUCGCAGAAAAGCACAACUUAAACCAAUGUGGCUUGGAAAUUGUAAUUGGCUUUUAAUCAACAGCUGUUAAACUGUUACAUGUCCUAUAGAAUCUUGAAUUAAAUAUAAAGAUAGUCACUUUAAGCAUCUAAUUAGUUUCAGAUAGGGGUCUUAUUUGUAUUUUGUAAACAUCUUCUAAAAAAUUUGUAUUUAAUUUAAAUUCAACUGGAAAUUCUAGCAUCUUUAUCUAAUAUCUAACACCACUAAGGUACUGUUUAUCACUAAAAGGUGCUGCAUAAUACCAGACUAUGACAAUAUUUGACUUAUUUGUCAUGAUGAUGGCCUGCACAUUUUUGUCACUUGAUGUCACUUUUUGUGAGAAGUGCUACAUGCAGCACAGCUUGCACUUUCUAGCAUCGUUUAGCAACAAAUGAACAAAGAUAUUGGCCAUACUAUGAUGGUCAUACUAUUGCAUCAAUAAAAUAUAAAGGGCUGAA